GGGGUAAGAGAAAAAAGUGUGUAGUAGUAGGAGAGAUAAGAAGCAAAGUGUGUGUGUGUGUAAGUGUGUUUAGUAAGUUUUUAUUAUUGCAAAAACAAAGCAAUGUCACAAGAUUCUGAGGAGAUAAAGACCAUUGAACAGUGGAAAUGGUCUGAAAUGCAAGGCCUUGAACUUGUUGUCUCUGAAGACAACAAUCACACAAACAGCACCAACAGCACUAACACUCCCUCUAUUAAAGCCAACAACACUAAUAGUAGUGAUCAAUUUCAAGAAACAAAAAAAAUGGAGGUGAAAAAUGAAGAGGCAAAGCAAAGUAGUACAGCAAUAGUAGCAGUUAGUUUUAGUGAACUAUUCAGGUUUGCUGAUGGUUUGGAUUAUGUACUAAUGACAAUUGGUUCACUUGGUGCUUUUGUACAUGGUUGUUCACUGCCUUUGUUCCUUAGAUUCUUUGCUGAUCUUGUUAAUUCUUUUGGCUCUUAUGCUAAUGAUGUUGAUAAGAUGACUCAACAAGUCUUAAAGUAUGCAUUUUACUUUCUUGUUGUUGGUGCUGCAAUAUGGGCAUCUUCAUGGGCAGAGAUAUCAUGCUGGAUGUGGACUGGUGAAAGACAAACAACAAAAAUGAGGAUCAAAUACUUAGAGGCUGCUUUAAACCAAGAUAUUCAAUAUUUUGAUACAGAAGUUAGAACUUCUGAUGUUGUUUCUGCAAUUAACACUGAUGCUGUAGUGGUCCAAGAUGCCAUUAGUGAAAAGUUGGGUAAUUUCAUUCAUUAUAUGGCUACAUUUUUGUCUGGAUUUGUGGUGGGAUUUACAGCAGUAUGGCAACUAGCACUAGUUACUCUUGCUGUAGUUCCACUUAUUGCUGUAAUUGGUGCAAUCUACACUAUGACAUCAGCCAAAUUGUCGAGUAAAAGUCAAGAAGCACUGUCAAAGGCAGGGAACAUUGUUGAACAGACAGUAGUUCAAAUUCGGACGGUAUUGGCGUUUGUUGGUGAGUCGAAAGCAUUGCAAGCAUAUUCUGCAGCACUUAAAGUUUCUCAGAAGAUCGGAUAUAAGAGUGGAUUUUCGAAAGGAUUUGGACUUGGAGCGACGUAUUUUACUGUAUUCUGUUGUUAUGCUCUUCUUUUAUGGUAUGGUGGCUAUUUAGUUAGGAAUCAUUUCACUAAUGGAGGACUUGCCAUAGCGACGAUGUUUGCAGUCAUGAUAGGUGGACUGGCUUUGGGACAAUCUGCUCCUAGCAUGACUGCAUUUGCAAAGGCCAGAGUUGCAGCUGCCAAGAUUUUCCGUAUCAUCGAUCAUAAACCAAGCGUCGACAAAAAUGCUGAGACGGGUUUGGAGUUAGACACUGUUAGUGGCCAACUAGAGCUUAAAAAUGUCGAUUUCUCCUAUCCUUCAAGGCCAGAAAUCAAGAUUCUCAACGAUUUCAACCUCAUUGUUCCUGCUGGAAAGACCAUCGCUUUAGUCGGAAGCAGUGGUUCCGGCAAAAGUACCGUGGUCUCUCUCAUCGAAAGAUUUUAUGAUCCCACCUCAGGACAACUUCUGCUUGACGGGAACGACAUAAAGACAUUGAAAUUGAAAUGGUUGAGGCAGCAAAUUGGUCUUGUGAGCCAAGAACCAGCACUUUUCGCCACGAGCAUCAAAGAAAACAUACUAUUAGGAAGGCCUGAUGCAACACAAAUUGAGAUUGAAGAAGCUGCUAGAGUUGCCAAUGCUCAUUCAUUCAUAAUCAAACUUCCUGAUGGCUUUGAUACUCAGGUAGGGGAGAGAGGAUUACAAUUAUCGGGUGGACAGAAGCAGCGGAUUGCAAUAGCGAGAGCCAUGCUUAAGAAUCCAGCGAUCCUUCUCUUAGACGAGGCAACUAGUGCUUUAGAUUCUGAAUCGGAAAAGCUAGUGCAAGAGGCUCUAGACAGGUUCAUGAUUGGACGAACGACUCUUGUGAUUGCUCAUCGUCUGUCCACUAUCCGGAAGGCUGACCUGGUGGCGGUGCUACAGCAAGGGAGUGUCUCGGAAAUCGGAAGCCAUGAUGAGCUUAUGAUUAAAGGAGAGAAUGGUAUGUAUGCCAAGCUCAUCAAAAUGCAAGAAGCAGCUCAUGAAACGGCUCUUAGUAAUGCCAGAAAGAGCAGUGCGAGGCCCUCGAGUGCAAGGAACUCUGUGAGCUCGCCAAUCAUCACUAGAAACUCUUCCUACGGUCGAUCACCAUACUCUCGCCGGUUGUCUGACUUUUCUACCUCGGACUUCAGCCUCUCCCUUGAUGCUGCAUACUCUAAUUACCGACAUGAAAAGCUUGCAUUCAAGGACCAAGCUAGUUCGUUUGCCCGGCUUGCAAAAAUGAACUCUCCUGAAUGGUCUUACGCUUUAAUUGGUUCUAUUGGUUCUGUCAUCUGCGGUUCUCUUAGUGCUUUCUUUGCAUAUGUCCUGAGUGCUGUUCUUAGCGUGUACUACAAUCCGGACCAUGCUUACAUGAGCAAACAGAUUGCGAAAUACUGUUAUCUUUUGAUUGGAGUUUCAUCAGCUGCACUCAUUUUCAAUACUCUACAGCAUUACUACUGGGAUGUAGUUGGGGAGAAUUUGACAAAACGGGUGAGAGAGAAAAUGCUGGCAGCCGUGCUUAAAAUGGAAAUGGCGUGGUUCGAUCAGGAAGAGAACGAUAGUUCAAGGAUUGCAGCAAGGCUCUCUCUGGAUGCCAACAAUGUUCGGUCAGCCAUUGGGGAUAGAAUCUCUGUCAUUAUGCAGAACUCAGCUCUCAUGCUAGUCGCGUGCACUGCAGGAUUCGUAUUACAGUGGCGUCUGGCCCUCGUCCUCAUUGGUGUCUUCCCCGUGGUUGUGGCAGCAACAGUUUUACAGAAAAUGUUCAUGAAGGGAUUCUCAGGAGACUUAGAAGCUGCUCAUGCCAAAGCAACACAACUUGCUGGAGAAGCUGUAGCUAAUGUAAGAACAGUUGCUGCAUUUAAUUCGGAGACGAAAAUAGUAAACCUAUUCGACUCCAGCCUCCAGACUCCACUUAGGCGUUGCUUCUGGAAGGGACAGAUUGCGGGAAGUGGUUAUGGGAUUGCUCAAUUCUUGCUUUAUGCUUCCUAUGCGCUUGGCCUUUGGUAUGCCUCGUGGCUUGUCAAGCACGGAAUCUCUGACUUCUCGAAGACAAUCCGUGUUUUCAUGGUCCUCAUGGUUUCGGCUAAUGGUGCAGCUGAAACAUUGACCUUAGCCCCUGACUUCAUCAAGGGUGGCCGAGCAAUGCGUUCAGUUUUUGAACUCCUUGACCGUAAAACAGAAGUUGAGCCGGAUGAUCCAGAUGCCACGGCUGCCCCUGAUCGUCUUCGUGGUGAAGUGGAGUUUAAACAUGUAGACUUCUCAUAUCCCACUAGGCCCGAUGUGUCAAUAUUCCGUGAUCUAAAUCUUCGUGCUCGAGCUGGAAAGACUCUUGCUCUAGUUGGACCGAGUGGAUGUGGAAAGAGCUCAGUCAUUGCACUUAUAGAGCGGUUUUACGAGCCAUCAUCCGGACGUGUCAUCAUCGACGGCAAGGAUAUUCGGAAGUACAACCUUAAAUCUUUGAGAAGACACAUCGCCGUGGUGCCACAAGAGCCUUGCCUCUUCGCUACAACCAUCUAUGAAAACAUCGCGUAUGGACAUGAGUCAGCAACCGAAGCUGAGAUAACCGAAGCAGCAACCUUGGCGAACGCCCACAAGUUCAUAUCUGCAUUGCCUGACGGAUACAAAACAUUCGUUGGAGAAAGGGGAGUCCAAUUGUCCGGUGGACAAAAGCAAAGAAUCGCCAUUGCUCGUGCUUUCCUCAGGAAAGCAGAGCUAAUGCUGCUGGACGAAGCAACAAGUGCACUCGAUGCAGAGUCUGAAAGAUGUGUACAAGAAGCAUUGGAUCGCGCUUGUGCUGGUAAGACCACCAUUGUCGUCGCACAUAGGCUAUCUACAAUCAGAAAUGCACAUGUGAUCGCGGUCAUUGACGAUGGGAAAGUAGCAGAACAAGGUUCUCAUUCUCAUCUCUUGAAAAACCACUCAGACGGGAUAUAUGCGCGUAUGAUACAACUACAAAGAUUUACACAUGGAGAAGCUGUGAAUAUGGCGACAGGAUCAACGUCUUCUGCGCGUACCAAGGAAGAUCAAGAUUGACGAAAAGAACUCGAAUCGAAGCUCAAAAUGAAAUAGAAAAAAAAAAGGAGUAUACCUUGUGUAACACCCUUAUUAUUUUUUGGAACUGCUAAUUUCUUCUUCACUGUUUCUAGUAUAGUAAAGUAUAAUAUGUGCAUUAAUCCAAAAAUUUAUAUUUAUCCUUCAA
This is a messenger RNA of Capsicum annuum, 4285 nucleotides long. Its product is annotated as ABC transporter B family member 1. Lineage: Eukaryota; Viridiplantae; Streptophyta; Magnoliopsida; Solanales; Solanaceae. The coding region runs from base 103 to 4119 and encodes 1338 amino acids. The record is from RefSeq and is a predicted model, not a curated record. The transcript is spliced from 10 exons. Gene Ontology annotation, molecular function: ATP hydrolysis activity; ABC-type transporter activity; ATP binding. Gene Ontology annotation, biological process: transmembrane transport. Gene Ontology annotation, cellular component: membrane.